Molecule: messenger RNA, 861 nt
Organism: Tripterygium wilfordii
Lineage: Eukaryota; Viridiplantae; Streptophyta; Magnoliopsida; Celastrales; Celastraceae
Product: lysine-rich arabinogalactan protein 18-like
Exons: 1
Coding region: 136-603 (155 amino acids)
Source: RefSeq, a predicted model, not a curated record
CACAGGUCUUUUUAAUUUCAAACCGCCAUUCAGAUCUGCGACUGUUAUUCCCUACUUUUUUCGCAACACUUUCUCUCUAUAAAAACUACAUUCUCGCACAAAAUUCAGAUUUGUUUUGGUUUUUUCGCUUUUGAGAUGAUGUGGAGAAUCGGUGUUUUUGUUCUUGUGACUCUCCUUUCUCUACAAUCUGCGCUCUGUGACCAAACGCCGGAGAGUUCACCGUCUCCGGCUCCCGAACCCUCCGCAGAUUCGCUGUCUCCAUCGCCGGUGUCCGUAUCUCCUGAUUCCGCUCCAGCGAACUCCCCGCCGUCUCCACCAGCACCUUCUCCUACAGAUCUCAGUGACGCUCCCACACCUUCACCUGCGGCUUCUCCUGCUCCUGCGCCGAAGGAUGCCAGCGAGGUGAAUAACGAUGACGUUCACGCUAAUGACGAAUCUAAGGGCUCCUCUGGCGGUAUGAGCGGUGGCAGGAAGGCGGGGAUCGCGGUCGGAGUGCUUGCUGCGGCUGGCGUGGUUGGAUUGGGAGCGUUUGUAUACAAGAAGCGCCAGCAAAAUAUCAGGCGGUCCGAGUACAGCUACGCGGCGAGACGGGAGUUUCUGUGACUGAAGAUAUUGAUCUCUCCUCCAGAGGUUAUGAAUAUCUAUCGUUUAGUUUAUGAUUAGUAUACCAAUAUAUCUUUAAUUCUUCAUUAUUCUUUAGAGAUUUUAAAACAUUCAUUUAGUCAAUGUGAGUAAAAUUGUGUGGUAAUAGACUACUUAGUAUAGAUUUAUAGAUUGCGCUUCGUUAUUAAUGUUGCAUAAUAAUUUUUACAAUGGAUCAGAUGAAUUUUAAUCAGCAUCUGUUUGAUGAUGAUUUUGGUU